AGGGCAAAACAAAACACGGCCCCGCGUCGGCAAAACAGUGUGCAGACUGUCCGUUGUGUCCACUGGUUCGCGUCCCGCGCGUUCCGCACCGCUUCGUUCUGUUGUAAUCGUUAAAUAUUUGUAUUUAAUUUUUGUGUUGUGAUAGUGACUGUUGCCGAAUCGUCUGUUGGUUCGAAACUUUUCGUUUGUCAACACCUGAAUGCUCAACAGACUGCGUGUGUGUUUGAAAGUCAUACAAGUUUAUCAACACACAUCACCUGCGUCUAGAGCCGUAGUACUGUUCAAUUACUUUAAAUGUUGGUUCCCAGAAAAAGCAAUGGCCCUGUAUUCAAAUUUCUUCUAAGCGGGUGCUGCAGUACCUAAGGAUGAUGCGCUGUGCCACCGCCGCCGCCUGAGGACGAGGACGCCAUGUGGGUCACCAUGUGGGCAGUGCUGUCCCUCGCCGUGCUGGCCGUGGCCGCGGCCCACGCAGCGCCGACGUCCGCCAUCGUGGGCGGGCUGGAGACGUCCCUGCUGGACGGCCGGACGCAGGGCCAGGGCCAGGGCCAGGGCCAGGACCAGGCGCAGCCCCAGGGCCCCGUGCUGGGCCGGCCGACGACGGCGCGCCUGGAGCGCGUGUACAGCAGCAGCGUCAAGGCGGGCGGCAAGGUGAAGGCCGGCGUGGCGCGGCCCGCCACCGAGUCGUACGCGCGCACCGGCAACCGCGUGCACCUCACGCCCGCCGGCACGCCCUCCGAGAACCCCGCGCCCUGCGCCAUCGGCGGCAGGCACUUCCUGCACGGACAACAGGUGACGCGGUCCGACCCGUGCGAGUUCUGCGUGUGCCUGGACGGCGAGGUGUUCUGCUGGUGGCAGGACUGUCCGCCCUCCACGGCGCAGGGCCCGUGCCGCGGCCGGCCCGCCUUCAGCAGCUGCCAGGACGACGCCACCGCCACCGCCGCCUCGGCCACCGCCACCUCGGCCACCGAGCAGGCCUCCGCGGAGAGCGACGAUGCCUCCCAGAAUGAAACCUCGACUGUCUCCGCCACGCCGCCUGCCGCCACGGACACCACCUCGCCGUCGAGGGGCCAGCAGGGCCAGCAGCUGCAGACGACUGGCGCACUGCAGGACCCCACGACGAACCCGCAGCCCGCCGUCCCCGGACUAGGCGAUCAACCUGCCAGCUCCGGUACGGAAGCGGCCUCCGCGGCGACCGGGCCCGACAACAACGGCAGCGUGCACGACGGCCACGCCGCGUCCACCGCCGCCAGCGCCGCCAGCGCCGCCAACACUACGACCACCAGCGUGCCGACCACCACCGAGCUCAUGUGCCACGUCCUGGGAUCGAGCUACCGGGUGGGCGAGGUGCUCCCCCGCGACACGGGGUCCUGCCUGCAGUGCGAGUGCAGCCCCGUGGGCCGCGUCACGUGCUCGCCGAAGGACUGCCUGUCGGUGCGCGAGGAGGAGGACGUGUACCAGCCCGCCAGCAGCCUGGACAUGUUCGACGUGGACAGCUUCUAGACGGGCAGCCGCCACCACCUCCACCCUGCGCGACAGCGACACAGCGACCACCUCUGUGACACGCGGCGCGUCGCCCCGUCAACAAUGUGUGGCUGUGUGCGUGUUGUGAGAGAAUGUGCGUGAGAGUUUGCGUGCGUGUGCGAGAGAAAGGGAGAGAGAGAAAGGGCGAGCGAGAGAGAAAUAGUAAAAAUGACCCAGGCGGUGGAACUAGAUAGUAGGGUCGAUCGUCGCCUUGAAACCCCCCACGGUGCUCCUGCACCAUUUAAGUGCCUCACCAAUCAGAGAUGUAGAGAGGGUGCGAGAAAGUGCGUUAGUGUUGUGUGUCUGUGUGGGCGAGAGAGAGAGAGAGAGAGAGAGAGAGAGAGAGAGGGUGAGAAAGAGGUGCGAAAAUGAAAAGGGAAGAGAGAUAUGGGGGAGAGGCUCUCAUCAAAUCCAAAUCUCAUAUCCUACAAAUUUGUAUUGCCCCUGUGAUUAAAUUCCUGUAGCUCCUUGCUUAGUGGGCCACCUCCAAAACGCUUAGAAAAAGCUGUCUAUCAAGUCACUUUGUUACAACGUAUCUAUCAAAAACUCUAUGUACCAUUUUCAAAAAUAUCUGUAAAAAGGAAAACUAUUGUAAUGAUCCCUCUAGCUUUCGUAAUUUGUGUAAGCCAAUGCAACUUUGUUGUUUAUUGUUGAGACAAAAAGACAAAAAGGGUAUUAAUUGAUCUAUUUGCAAUCAUGUAGCACAGGGACAUCAAUUAGGAAUUUACUAAAGUUAUCACAUACUCAAUUUUUUUUUUUUUAAAGGAAAAUUAUUGUGAAAACUGGAAAUAGGGGAAAUAACAUCAAACAAAAUGAAAAUUUGCUGGCCUAAUGUAUGAUGAAGAAAGUUUUUCACAAUUCUGAAAUUUAGAUGUCAGUGAUAAAAUUGUUACAGUUAUUAUUCUUACUGCUUUCUUACAUCAUCAUUGCAUAGAAUUUUGUUUUGUUAUUUUUUUUCUUAGACUGCUUCAGUUUUUUUUAUGCAAUGUGUGUGUGUUUAUCCAAAGAGUGAGUGAGAUAUAGAGUGAUACGCUUGAGGAUUAAAAAGAGGUUGAGAUAACUUUAAGCUAAUACCUAAUCAUCAUUUUUAAGCCCACAUAUCUUUUGUUUUUCUCAGUCUGACAUUAUCUUAAAAUUAUUUGAUUGAUGUGCAGAGCAGAAGUACCCAUCAUUAUCAUCACUUUGUCAGAACCAAGUUACAUAUCGCAUGGCAGAGGUAUAAAAUGUGCCCAUAAAGAAAUUUCCUGUCUACAAUGAAAGGAAAUCAAGACAGUUUCAAGUGCUCUAGACAAUAAAUAAAAAUGAUGCAAGCCAUGGUAACAGAAAAUUUCAUGUUUAGAUUCAAAGGAGUGGCACAUCAUGUGACUUCAUUAUUCGUAGUCUCAUUCAUUACUUGUGUUGGUUUUAUUGAAAUGGGUGUUUAGGCAUACUGCAGCGUUAUUGUUAACUUUUUCUUCUCUCGCAUAGGGCCUAUACUGUGUAUGUGCGGUGUGGUAUACGUGAAACAUGAUUCUGCUGGCAGACUAGGAAAAUAUUUUAUGGGCACAACUAAAUUUACCUCCACCUUAAAGCUUAUUGUGGCAUUGAUUCUAUGCAGAUACUGGAUAAUCCUUAAUGUAGUUCUCUCAAGAAGUUUUCUGAAACUAUGUGAUAUGUGUGAAACAAAUCUACUCCCAUAUUGAACUGGAUAAAUAGAGAUCCAGCUCCAUCCUUUUCCCCUUUAUCUGGCAUGGAUUACUUUGGUAAAACAGCUUUAGUUUAUCAGCUGCCUUUCUUAGGUACUUUUGCAUUUGUUUACAAUGUCUUCCACAGAAGAACCCAAAGCAUUAUACCAUAUUAUUAAAAAUCUUCAUUCACUGUUUUUUUCCUCUCAGCUGCUACGUUUGAUUAAUGAAAAUCUUAUCAGAAGUAUUAUAGUAGUAUGAAAAAUGUUACAUGUAUAGGUUUACCAUUGUAUAAGUUCUGAAAAAUAAAUUGGGAUUCGAACAUAUCA
Thrips palmi is the source of this 3514-nucleotide messenger RNA. RefSeq lists its product as uncharacterized. Lineage: Eukaryota; Metazoa; Arthropoda; Insecta; Thysanoptera; Thripidae. The transcript is spliced from 7 exons. The coding region runs from base 409 to 1500 and encodes 363 amino acids. The record is from RefSeq and is a predicted model, not a curated record.